Molecule: messenger RNA, 487 nt
Organism: Cornus florida
Lineage: Eukaryota; Viridiplantae; Streptophyta; Magnoliopsida; Cornales; Cornaceae
Product: large ribosomal subunit protein eL38z/eL38y
Exons: 3
Coding region: 66-275 (69 amino acids)
Biological process (GO): protein-RNA complex assembly; translation
Cellular component (GO): cytosolic large ribosomal subunit; ribosome
Molecular function (GO): structural constituent of ribosome
Source: RefSeq, a predicted model, not a curated record
ACCACGGAGGUAGGGUUAGGACGUGCUAUCAUCGCAGCGGAAGCUCUCGAAUACAGACCCCAAAAAUGCCUAAGCAAAUUCACGAAAUCAAGGAUUUCCUUCUCACUGCCAGAAGGAAGGAUGCACGUUCUGUGAAAAUUAAAAGGAGCAAAGAUGUGGUCAAGUUCAAGGUUCGCUGCUCCAAGUAUCUCUACACACUGUGCGUGUUUGACUCAGAGAAGGCUGACAAGUUGAAGCAGUCCCUCCCUCCAGGUUUGAGCGUGCAGGACCUGUGAGAAAAGCUAGCGUGGAACCAAUUAAAUGAGCUCAAGUUUGAGAACUCUUUUGUCUGAAGUUAUGCUUUCAAAAGUUUUAAAAGUUUGCAAAUGGAUUUGAUGUCCUUAAUUAUUAGGUUGAUAUGGUUGCUUUUCAUGCUAUUCUAUUUGGACAUGUAGAAUUGGGUUUCUUCUUAUUACUGGAGUUUCUAUAUGAAUAUUGAUUUUGCCUA